Molecule: messenger RNA, 729 nt
Organism: Glycine soja
Lineage: Eukaryota; Viridiplantae; Streptophyta; Magnoliopsida; Fabales; Fabaceae
Exons: 1
Coding region: 120-464 (114 amino acids)
Source: RefSeq, a predicted model, not a curated record
AUAUAAAGCCCUCUAUCAUGUAAAGUGCUACAAGUUAUCUCUAAUCCACACAACUCUCCCCAACCAUUUCUUUUCAUCUGCACAUUCCUAUUCUAUUUUCUCACUCAACAGGAUCUAACAUGUUUAGAUCCACUAGUACUCGAGGAGGGCCUUCCAAGUAUGAGAGAUUAGAAAAAGAACUUGCUGACAAUGGAACUUCAAAUGAGGAGUUUAAGAGGAGCACAAGUUUGCCUUCUCGGGCUAUGGGUUCAACCUUUCGAGACAUCAAUCUACAGAGAAACCCCACAAAAAAUGCCAAUAGUAAACCUAAGGAGAAGAAGAGUCACCCACUCUUCAGCUUCUUUGAUCUUCGCCGGAAGAAGAAAACAACAGCUAGGCCUGAAUUUGCGAGGUAUCUUGAGUAUGUGAAGGAAGGAGGCAUGUGGGAUUUGAAUUCCAAUAAACCUGUCAUGUAUUACAAGUGAUAGUUUGCUCAGCUUUCAAACUCAAGUGUUAGUACUAUUAUAUUUGUUGUAAGAUUUAGAGUUUGAUUCUCAUAUCAAAUUGUCAUAAGAUGUAGAGCAAAAUGGAAGUGUGAUUUUGUUCUCGAUCGAUAAUAUAUAUAUAUAUAUAUAUAUAUAUAUAUAUAUAGAAUAUAGAUGAAUCAAUUGCAAACAUCAAGUUCACCUUCCUAUUGCUUCCAGUUGGAUUUGAAUCAUUUGAUGACAUAAAUUUAUGCUUUAACAUAUA